AUGCUUCCAUCUUUCGCCAUCGAGUGCGGGUGGGGUGAGCGUUGGGAUGACUUGUUCAGUGAUAUGAACCUUCUGCUGGUUGGUGGCGAUGGAGGUGUCCGAGCGGUUGUGCUUCUGAAGUGGAAACUUAAGAGUCGAACGAGACAGGUGAGCGGGUUCAGUGAACUUUACGUUCGAGAUCGGAAUGGGAUGCCGAUUCGUUGGCAACGAGAGCCAACGGAGAAAGCCAUCCCACAAGUAAUCGAACGCAAGUAA
Messenger RNA from Penicillium crustosum, 255 nucleotides. RefSeq lists its product as uncharacterized. The record is from RefSeq and is a predicted model, not a curated record. Lineage: Eukaryota; Fungi; Ascomycota; Eurotiomycetes; Eurotiales; Aspergillaceae. The transcript has 2 exons. The coding region runs from base 1 to 255 and encodes 84 amino acids.